Molecule: messenger RNA, 1591 nt
Organism: Glycine soja
Lineage: Eukaryota; Viridiplantae; Streptophyta; Magnoliopsida; Fabales; Fabaceae
Product: transcription factor MYB111-like
Exons: 3
Coding region: 337-1401 (354 amino acids)
Source: RefSeq, a predicted model, not a curated record
CAGGCUCUACCACCACUGAUACAUCUCCAUCGUAGCCCCACUUCCCCUUUCUCUUUUCCUCUUUUUAAUAACUUGCUCUGCAAAUUGAAUCCUUUGCUCCUAUGCCAGCAAGCACCAAGCACAACGAGGCUCACAUAAAUAAAUCAACUCAAACAUGCACACACACACCCUACAACCACCAUCACAGUUAUAUAUAGUCAAAUUUAGAGGUAGCCGUUUUUCAAAACUGGCUAACUAGUUUAAUUUGUUGCCUUGCCUGCAUUGUAGUUCCAUAUAUAUAGAGUGGUGGAUAUAUAGAUAUAUAUAUAUAGCGUACGAAUUGCACACCUCAGAGAUAUGGUAAGGGCUCCUUGUUGUGAGAAAGUGGGAUUGAAGAAGGGAAGGUGGACAACGGAGGAGGAUGAAAUUUUGACCAAGUACAUUAUGGCCAAUGGAGAAGGUUCGUGGAGAUCAUUGCCGAAAAAUGCAGGAUUGUUGAGAUGCGGGAAGAGUUGCAGGCUAAGGUGGAUUAACUAUCUAAGAGCUGAUCUCAAAAGAGGAAACUUUUCUGUUGAGGAGGAAAGUACCAUUCUGAAGUUGCAUGCUUCGUUUGGCAGCAGCUGGUCGUUGAUAGCAAGUCAUUUACCUGGAAGAACAGACAACGAGAUAAAAAACUACUGGAACUCUCAUUUGAGCAGAAAAAUUUACACUUUCCAUGGGAAAACAACUUCUAAAGGCAUCAUCACCCUACCUCCUCGGCGCAAACGUGGUAGAACCAGCCGCUGGGCCAUGAAGAACAAAAACCAAAAGGGUAGUAGUAGUACACAACAACAACAACAACAAAUUCAUCAUCAUCUCAAUAAUGAAGUAGCAGUUCCUCUCCCUCCAAAACCCCCACUUGAGACCGAGAAAUAUUUGUCCACCAAUAUAAUAUUAAUGGAGGAGCAAGUUGAUGGGUCGAGCACUGCUAGUACAAUAACCAAUGAUCAUAAACAUGAAAACACUACUACUAUGUGUGUUGAAGGCGAGAAAGAAGAAAUAUUAAAUGACGACAUAUGGGGGCCGUAUGUUGAGGAAGUUAUUAACGGGGGAGAGUUAGUGUUAAAUUUUGAUGAUUUCAUGGACCAUUGCUGGCAGGAAGCAAGUGGGGUUUGGACCAUUUCUGAUGAACAAAGAGAGAGCAAUAUCAAUAUUGUGGUUGGGAAUGAAAAAGUUGAUGACGACAUGUGUACGAACGUAAUUAUGUCGAGUGGGGAUCAUGAUCGGUUGCAUUCUUCCUCUUCCAUUGCUUCGGACUUGGAUCAAAACCUCCUCACUUGGCUGUGGGAAGAUGAAGAUUGGGAGAAGGAUCUUCAGAGCCUUGGAGAGAUUCAUAGUGACAAAUUAAAAGCUAUGGUUGAUUGGUUUCUCUCUUCAAGUUAAGGACCUAGCAUAUGUUCUCUUCUUCUCUGUCAUUUUUUCUUUCCCUUUUUGGGAUGUGAAACUAUGGACAUGGAACCAUUUUGCAUGUCUUAGGGUAGAAUGUAAAUAACGUACGUGUUUGCAUUGAUUCUUGCAUAAUUAGUUGUGCUUAUUAAUCAAAUAUAAAAGAAUGAGAAAAAUAAAUAACUAA